Messenger RNA from Carlito syrichta (Philippine tarsier), 3214 nucleotides. It is a transcript of the gene FBXL3, whose product is annotated as F-box and leucine rich repeat protein 3. Gene Ontology annotation, biological process: SCF-dependent proteasomal ubiquitin-dependent protein catabolic process; regulation of cell cycle; G2/M transition of mitotic cell cycle. Gene Ontology annotation, cellular component: nucleus; cytosol; SCF ubiquitin ligase complex. Bases 6 to 1292 code for a protein of 428 amino acids. Gene Ontology annotation, molecular function: protein binding. Lineage: Eukaryota; Metazoa; Chordata; Mammalia; Primates; Tarsiidae. The record is from RefSeq and is a predicted model, not a curated record. The transcript has 4 exons.
GUAGGAUGAAACGAGGUGGAAGAGAUAGUGACCAUAAUCCAUCAGAAGAAGAUACUGCUGAGAAAUCCAAGAAACUGAGGACUACAAAUGAGCAUUCUCAGACUUGUGAUUGGGGUAAUCUCCUUCAGGACAUUAUUCUCCAAGUAUUUAAGUAUUUGCCUCUUCUUGACCGGGCUCAUGCUUCACAAGUUUGCCGCAACUGGAACCAAGUAUUUCACAUGCCUGACUUGUGGAGAUGUUUUGAAUUUGAAUUGAAUCAGCCAGCUACAUCUUAUUUGAAAGCUACACAUCCAGAGCUGAUCAAACAGAUUAUUAAAAGACAUUCAAACCAUCUACAGUAUGUCAGCUUCAAGGUGGACAGCAGCAAAGAAUCAGCUGAAGCAGCUUGUGAUAUUUUAUCACAACUUGUGAAUUGCUCUUUAAAAACACUUGGACUUAUUUCAACUGCUCGACCAAGCUUUAUGGAUUUACCAAAGUCUCACUUUAUCUCUGCACUGACAGUUGUGUUUGUAAACUCCAAAUCCCUGUCCUCGCUUAAGAUAGAUGAUACUCCAGUAGAUGACCCAUCCCUCAAAGUACUAGUGGCCAACAAUAGUGAUACACUCAAGUUGCUGAAAAUGAGCAGCUGUCCUCACGUCUCUCCAGCAGGUAUCCUUUGUGUGGCUGAUCAGUGUCAUGGCUUACGAGAAUUAGCCCUGAACUACCACUUACUAAGUGAUGAGUUGCUACUUGCUUUGUCUUCUGAAAAACAUGUUCGAUUAGAACAUUUGCGCAUUGAUGUGGUCAGUGAAAAUCCUGGACAGACACACUUCCAUACUAUUCAGAAGAGCAGCUGGGAUGCUUUCAUCAGACAUUCACCCAAAGUCAACUUAGUGAUGUAUUUUUUUUUAUAUGAAGAGGAAUUUGACCCAUUCUUUCGUUAUGAAAUACCUGCCACCCAUCUUUACUUUGGAAGAUCAGUAAGCAAAGAUGUGCUUGGCCGUGUGGGAAUGACAUGCCCUAGACUAGUUGAACUAGUAGUGUGUGCUAAUGGAUUACGGCCACUUGAUGAAGAGUUAAUUCGCAUUGCAGAACGUUGCAAAAAUUUGUCAGCUAUUGGACUAGGGGAAUGUGAAGUAUCAUGUAGUGCCUUUGUUGAGUUUGUGAAGAUGUGUGGUGGUCGCCUGUCUCAGUUAUCUAUUAUGGAAGAAGUAUUAAUUCCUGACCAAAAGUAUAGUUUGGAGCAGAUUCACUGGGAAGUGUCCAAACAUCUUGGCAGAGUGUGGUUUCCAGACAUGAUGCCCACUUGGUAAAGACUGCAUGAUGUAGGACAUGAUGAGUAGCACCUUAAAUUCAAGCUAAUGUAUUAUUAUAAAAGUUUAUUUGCUGUAGUUCUGAUAUAAUCCUACUAUUUUGUGGCAUAGAAAUUCUAUAUCUUCAAUGAGUCUGUAUAAGGAUUGUUUAUUGGGAGACCCAUGAAUCAGUUUUGGACAGAAAACUCCAUUUGUUUCUUUAACAAUUGAAUCUCUGAAAAAAAUUUUAGAAAUGUGGUUCAGAAGUGAAAGUAAUAGCCAGCUAUAAAGAUUAAACAGUUUAGUCUGAAGGAAACAAAACCUACAUAUUAUAAUAUUCAAGAAGUACUAAUAGGUUUUCUGAAGUGUUGUGUUCUCUAUGCAUUUUUUAAAAUGUAAACUUGAUAUUUUAGGGUCUUCAGUUAUACAUACACCUGUUAUAAGGUGCUUAUUAUAGCUCAGGAAAGUGAGCAUUUUGUGAGAAAAAUGUAGGAUAUAUUGUAUCUAAUGAAAUGGAUUGAAUGAAUGUUCUUCAAUGUUACAAAGCUGUUUCAAGAAAAAGAGGUAUGUAUAUAAGUAAUUAACAUUUAGAGAACUGAUAAAUGUCACACAGUGGUUAUUAUAGAAGGAUAAUACACAGAGCCAAGAUCAAAUUAAAAGACAAUAAAUGGAAUAGAAGAAAGGCCGUAUUUAACUUUGUAUAAACUUUCAGUUUUGCUAUGUAAUCUGCUAAACUAUAUAAAUUAUUUUCUGUGAUAUAUAUGUUAACAUGUAUGUGGCACUUGAGGCAUUGUAUGUAAAGUAAGGAAUGCUUUACCAGUUCUCCUUGGCUUUGUUUAACUUUGUUUAAACUAGUUUUGAAAUAUUAGACAAUAAUUAAGUUGAAAAAGUAUCUGUUUUAAAAAGCCAAAGUGAAAUAAUUAAAGAUAGAAUGUGAAAUGUUUAUAAAUUAUUGCCAUGAAAGAAUAUUUAGUCUCCAGUAAAUUCUAAUGAUGGCUCAUUUUUCUGUUUUGGAAUUAUAUAGUUACAUAAGUAGACUUUUUAAAAAUCAUAAAAGGAGCACCAUUGUACAGUUCAGCAUAAACAGUAAACUUAAAAGAGGAUAUAUUUAAGUUCAUAAUAUUUUUGAGUAAAUAUUGCUCAGUGAACUGGAAAAUUUUAAUAGAAAAAUGUCUGCAGUUUUGUGAUUGUUAAUUUAGUUAAACUGAUACAUUAUUUAAGUUAGGUAGCAUUUUAUAUUACUUUCAUAUGAAUAAAGAUAAUCAAUGCAUUGUAGGAUCUAUAAAAUAUAAGUUUUGUGCUACAUUUAGUUUUUUAAGAUACAUAGGCUUUGAUUCAGGGCUCUAAGGCUAGUAGAUAUUAUCCUCCCAAGGGAAAUUAGAAGUGAUUUACUCCCAGUGGAACAUAUUAAUGCUUGAAAUGGCUCUCUUCAGUAGUGUGACUUUUAGAAGGUAUCUCAGUAGUUAAUGAAACUAAGUCUUACUGAUCUAUUUUUAAAAAGAUGACCUUCCUAAGAAUAAAGUAAAAGGUGAUUUUCUGCAUAAUCUGUGGUUUUCAAAAGUGAUGGUAUUCUACCCUGCAGCCACAUGUGAGAAGAAAGACUGAUCUAGACUUGAAAAUUAAAAGCAAUUGUAGAAAUAUUUCCCCUCUUUCUAUAUAGUAAAAAGCUUUGAUUGUACAAGAGAUCCUGUUCUAAUGGAUAAGGUUUUUUUUCCCCUUAAACAACUUCAGAAAACUGAAUUUGACAGUACAUAAUCAGUUCUGCUUACCAAAGCUUUUGUUUGGAAAUUUACUUUUUGUACAAAUUGAAUUAUAUAAAAAUGCUUGAAAUACUUUGUCACUUUAUAAACUAAAUGCAUAGUACUUAAUUUGUUUAUACUGUAAAGUAUAUGUUAAAUGCUUUUACCAAUUUGAGAAUAAAAAUACUUAUUAAUACUGUUGUA